AGUAGUUGCCUGACGUCACGCCCACUUGCUGGAUUUAUUCUUCUGGGCUCACGUUAGCUCGCGAUCGUGUAUAACUGUGAUCGCCGUUUUUUCAGUUUCUUUUCCCUACAUGUCAAUAGCCACCCUCACCAGAAGCAAGCUUGUUGCUGCCUGUCGCAACCAUCUUUUCCAGCGCCUUUACGUGGCACCCCGCCCGGCACUCCGACGCACAAUGCAGGUGAAGGUGCUGAAAGCGCUGGAGGACAACUACAUGUACCUGCUGGUGGACGAUGCAACACGCGAGUGCGCCGUCGUUGAUCCAGUCGAGCCGGCCAAGGUGCUCGACGAGGUGAGCAAGCUUGACGUGCGGCUCACCACGGUGCUCACCACGCACCACCACUGGGACCACUCGGGGGGCAAUGACAGGCUGCUUGAGCAGUCGCCCAAGCUGCGCGUGUUUGGUGGCGACGAUCGUGUGCCACGUCUCACGGAGCACGUCACCGACAACCAGGAGCUGAAGGUCGGCAAGCUGACAGUUCGAUGUCUUCUGACCCCCUGUCACACCUCGGGUCACGUUUGCUACUUUGUGCCGGCUGCGGACGGAGAAGCGCCCGCCGUCUUCACAGGCGACACGCUGUUCAUCGCCGGCUGCGGCAAGUUCUUCGAGGGCACGGCAGACCAGAUGUACAAGGCGCUGGUCGAGCGACUCUCCAAGCUGCCAGACGACACGCGCGUCUACUGCGGCCACGAGUACACGGUCAACAACCUGCUGUACGCGUCGACGGUCGAGCCGGACAACGAGGCGAUCAAGACCAAGCUGAAGUGGGCCCGUGAGAAGCGCGCCAAGAAGGAGCCCACCGUACCGUCAACCAUCGCCGAGGAGCGCAGCUUCAACCCUUUCAUGCGCGUCGGCGAGGCCUCGGUCCACAAGCACGCCAAGCUCGACGACCCGGUCUCCACCAUGGCCUUCCUGCGCAAGGAGAAGGACCACUUCCGGCCGUCGGCUUGAUCCUUGCGUCGGUUAUCCUCGUCAAUCUGUACUCGCGUUAUAGACAUGCCCAAAUUAUAGCUGUUGCCCGUCUCGAUUUUUUUCACAAA
Rhipicephalus microplus (southern cattle tick) is the source of this 1077-nucleotide messenger RNA. It is a transcript of the gene tzn, whose product is annotated as hydroxyacylglutathione hydrolase tenzing norgay. Lineage: Eukaryota; Metazoa; Arthropoda; Arachnida; Ixodida; Ixodidae. Gene Ontology annotation, molecular function: hydroxyacylglutathione hydrolase activity. The record is from RefSeq and is a predicted model, not a curated record.